Molecule: messenger RNA, 4641 nt
Organism: Rubroshorea leprosula
Lineage: Eukaryota; Viridiplantae; Streptophyta; Magnoliopsida; Malvales; Dipterocarpaceae
Source: the annotation of a GenBank genome assembly
CAAAACCCUAAGCUGCAUUUUUUCCUUUUGGGUUUCGAUUUCUGGUUCAUUCAUUUUCAAUGGAAGCCGUAGCAUCAAGUAUUGCUGACGCAAUGCUCUCCUCUCUGUUGGACUAUAUAUUUGAUAGAUUAUUUGCCUCGUCAGAGUUUCUCAAGUUUGCCCGGAAAGAGCAAGUUUUGUCCCAACUCAACAAGUGGGAGAAGCUGCUACCAAAGAUCAAAGCCUUUCUCGAUGACGCAGAAGAUAAGCAAACAGUCAAUCCAGUGGUGAAGCUCUGGCUCAGCGAUUUAAAAGACAUAGUAUAUGAUGCUGAAGAUAUCAUUGAUGAAAUUGCCGCCGUGGCCCUGCGCCAGAGAAUACUGGGGGAGACUCGGAUGAUGGGCACCGAUAAUAAGGUAUGCCAAUUUUUCCCAAGUUGUUUCACCUGUCUGAAUUUAAGUGGUGUUAAGUCUAGUGCACGGGUGGGUUCUAAAAUAGAAGAUAUCACUGUUAGAUUUGAAGCUAUGGUUGAGCAGAUAAAUGUUUUGAAUUUGUUUGAGAGAAGAGGUGAAGGGAGAUUGGAGAGAGUAAGGGAGGGGUUGCGUUUGACGAGUUCUCUUGUUGAUGAAUCUCGGGUUUAUGGUCGGGAAAUGGAUAAAGACGAGAUUAUUCAACGGUUGAUGAAUGUUGAAAUUGGUGAAAUUGGUGUGGUUUGUGUUGUGGGAAUGGCGGGAGUGGGUAAAACCACGCUUGCUCAGUUAGUAUACAAUGAUGAGAAAGUUGAAAACUUGUUUGAAUUGAGGGUUUGGGCUUGUGUCUCUGAGGACUUUGAUGUUGUUAGGGUGACUAGGAUUCUAUUGCAGGCUGUCACUAAGGUGGGUUGCCAUUUCGAGGGCGACCUAAAUUUGCUUCAACUGAGGCUAAGGGAGGAGCUUUCUGGAAAGAAGUUUUUGAUUGUUUUAGAUGAUGUUUGGAAUGAGAACUAUGAAAGGUGGGAUGUUCUACGUAGACCCUUCAUGGCGGGAGCAGCUGGUAGCAAAGUACUUGUAACGACUCGAAGUGAAAGGGUUGCAUCUAUCAUGACAACGUGUGGGGUAUACCAUUUGCAGGCCUUGUCUGAUGAUGCUUGCCUUUCACUGUUUGCCAGACAUGCUCUUCGAGCUAGUAAUUUUGAUGGACACCCAAAUCUAAAAGGAAUUGGUGAGGCGAUCGUGAAGAAGUGCAAAGGAUUACCACUGGCAGCCAAGACACUAGGUGGGCUCCUGCGUGGUAAAGUAAAUUAUGAUGAGUGGGAAGGUAUGCUGAGGAGCAAAAUAUGGGACAUACCAGGAGAAAGAGGUGGCAUCGUUCCUGCUCUAAAGUUGAGUUACCAUCAUCUUCCUUCCCAUUUGAAGCGAUGCUUUGCCUAUUGUGCUCUUUUUCCAAAAGACUAUGAAUUUGACAAGAAUGAGCUGGUUCUACUGUGGAUGGCCGAAGGUUUGAUACAACAAGCCAAGGAAGAAAAGCAACUGUGGGACCUAGGUCUUGCAUAUUUUCAUGAUUUGCUUUCAAGGUCUUUUUUCCAACUGUCAAAUAGCAACAAAACAUUGUUUGUUAUGCACGACCUUAUAAAUGAUCUAGCUCAAUCUGUUGCUGGAGAAAUGUGCUUUCAUUUUGAGGAUAACUGUGGAGAUAAACUGCCUGCAAGUAUUAAAAAGCUUCGUCAUUUGUCAUUCACUCGCCACCAAUAUGACAUUUUCAGAAGAUUUGAGUUAUUUGAUCUAGCAAAGUCUUUACGGACUUUCGUAGCUUUACCAAUUGAUACAUCAUCUUCAACAGCAUGCUGUCACUUGAGCAAGGAUGUGUUGCAGGAGUUGGUGGCAGAAUUAAGAUACUUAAGAGUGCUAUGUUUGAGUGGCUACUGCAUCGACAAACUACCAUAUUCUAUUGGUCAUUUGGAGCACUUGAGGUACCUUAAUUUGUCAUACACCAAAAUUAAACAGUUACCAGAAUCUGUGGGUUCCUUACUCAACUUACAAACAUUUUUAUUGCGUGGCUGCAAGGAGCUUACUAAAUUGCCACAAGGUAUUGAAAAUCUGAUUAAUCUUCUUGUUCUUGAUCUCACUGAUACUGAGAAAUUAGUGGAGAUGCCACUGCAUAUUGGUAAUUUGAAAAACCUUCAAAUUUUGUCCAAAUUCAUUGUGGGAAAGGACAAUCAAUUUGGCAUUAAAGAAUUGAAGGACUUGAUACAUCUAACAGGGGAGUUUUGCAUUAUGGGGUUGGAAAAUGUGGUGGACAUUCGAGAUGCUAGGCUUUCUAAUCUAAUGGAUAAGCAGUGUCUUGAUGCCUUAGAUUUGAAAUGGAGUGAGUUCCUUGAUUACCAAAGCGAAGAAGAUGGAAUGCAUGUUCUUGAAAUGCUACAACCUAAUAAGAAUUUGAAAAAACUUAGAAUUUCAUUUUAUGGUGGUAAAAACUUUCCAUCUUGGUUAGGAGAUCCCUCAUUAACUAAUGUUGUGGAAGUAAAACUCCAUAAUUGUAGAAGAAGCACGUCACUUCCAUCACUUGGAAAACUGCCAUCAUUGAAAACGUUGUCCAUCCAAGGCAUGAACAGAGUCAAAAAGGUGGGUUUUGAGUUAUAUGGAGAUGAUUUUCUGUCUACUAAGUGGUUUCCAUCCUUAGAAGUUCUUUGCUUUCGGAAUAUGUUAGAAUGGGAAUGCUGGUCUUCUCCUCAAGAAACUAAUGUGGAUUUGGAUGAUGGAUUUCCUUCUCUUCGUGAGCUUGUAAUUCAAAAUUGUCCAAAACUGAUUGGAAACCUACCAAGCUGCUUUCCUUCCCUUGUGAAGCUUAUCAUUAGUCACUGCCCAAAAUUGGGGGAUUCACUUACGAGCCUGCCCUCCCUUUGUGAAUUAAAAAUUGAAGAUUGCAACAAGGUAAGGCUGGAAAAUAUAGUUGACCUUACUUCCCUAACCACAUUGAGGAUUCAGGGCAUAAGGGACCUUUCAUGUCUGCCACAAGAGAUGCUAAAGUCUCUUGGUGCACUUCAAAUCCUAGAGAUUUCAAAUUGCACUGAGCUGAUAUAUUUGUGGCCGAAGGGCAUUGGGCUGAAAAACAUUGCUUCUCUUGAGCAUCUGAAAAUUAAAGGCUGCUCAGAAUUUGUGUCUCUAGUAGUAAAUGAGCAAGGUUGCUUGUCCACUCUUAGGCGUAUUAAGCUCAAAGAUUGUGCAGCUCUUAUAACCUUGCCUAAUUGGACGGCGUUGCCUAACUGCAGGACUACUGACUAUCUUCUUCAAGACUUGGAGAUUGAAGAAUGUCCUUCUCUCACAUCCUUUCCAAGAGGCAUCUUGCCUACCAGGUUGCAAAGGUUGAAAAUCCGAGGUUGUAGAGAUCUGCAGUCUUUACCUGAAGGAAUCAUGCAAAAUGAUAAGAGCACAAACAUGUCUCAUCUUGAGAGCUUGGAGAUUGAUGAUUGUCCCUCUCUAACUGGCUUUCCUGAAGGCAUAUUACCAUUUAGUCUUAAAACACUAAAGAUUUCAGAGUGCUCAAAGCUGGAGCCACUUUCAGAGGAGCUGCUACACAAGAAUGCAUCACUUGAAUACAUCGGUCUGUGGAAUUAUGCUACUCUUAGAUAUUUGCCUGAAUGCCUACAUUGCCUCGCACAUUUGACUGAGUUAUAUAUAAGUAGCUGUCCUGCUUUAAUCUCCUUCCCAGAGACAGGCCUCCCCCCCACCAUGAGAACAUUAGAAAUCUACAGGUGUGUCAAUCUUAAGUCUCUGCCAGAAAGGAUGCAAAAUCUUGCUUCUCUUCAAUAUCUAACAGUUUGUGACUGUCCGCGUCUUAUGACCUUUCCUAAAGGUGAUUUGCCUCCACAAUUAUUGUUACUUGAGGUCUGGGAUUGUAUAAAUCUGAAGGAGCCAAUGUCAGAAUGGAACUUAGAUUCUCUAACCUCUCUUAAAGAGCUCAACAUUGCUGGUGCCCCUAAUAUAACUUCCUUCCCGGAUGAAAAUUGUUUGCUUCCUACGAGCCUCACUUUGAUUUUCAUUGCAAGACUCAACAAUCUGGUAUCUCUAUCCUUGGGACUGCAAAACCUGACAUCUCUUGAAGAACUAGAAGUUGUUGACUGUCCAAAGCUGAGACACUUGCCAAGGGAAGGCCUUCCGGCAACACUUGGAAGACUUUGUAUCAGAAACUGUGAACAUCUAAAACGAAAAUGCUUGAAGAAGAAAGGAGCAUACUCAACGAGGAUAGCCCACAUCCCCAGUGUUGAGAUAGAAUGCUGCAUGAUUCUUCUGAUAAUAACCUUUUCACUGCAAUUGCAGAUUAAAUUCAAAAAGGGACAGCAGAUGUUCAAUGAACUCUUGCAACAUGUUUUUGGGAUUUCACAUUUUCUACAUACCGAUGGAAGGAACAUCAGUGAUGCCCAAAUACAUUUGUUCAAGAUAAAGCUACAGCCUACAAGAUUGGAAGAAUAUCUAGAGAGUGAAAAUCCAUAAUCGUUACCUCUAAUGCUCAUGUCAUGGGGACCUUCUUUCUCAUAACUUUAUGCUUACAUUAAUCAAAGUCAAUCCCAAAAGAAUUUGGAAUAAAGAAGUCUGCAGUUUGAUACAUCCUGAAUUCUGUUUUUGAUUAUGAGCUCUGUGAACUCUGUUUAUUUCAUUUCCGGGCAAAUAGAUUUGAAUUUCUUGC